CCUUUUUUUUGUGUUCCUCCGCGAAUAUCGCGUGAAACAAGACGAUGAGAAAUUUGGCAGUUUCAUCAGCUCGCAUUUUCUUCAAAAAUCCUUCCUUUCUCUCGUCCUCAUCUCCGAUCUCUCGUUUUCGCUGCCUCAGAUUCUCUGUUCCCGGUUUCUUUGAUCCCCUCUCGAAUCUCUCGAUCUCCGGUUGGCGAACUUUCACGGCGAUGGCGGGAACUGGCAGCGGUGGCGGCAGCGACGAGCUCGUCAGAGGAAAUGUUUAUCCGAAUGGCGUCGCUGUGAUCACUCUCGAUCGACCAAGAGCUCUCAACGCCAUGAAUAUAGAUAUGGAUUUGAAGUACAAAGGUUUUCUUGAUGAAUGGGAAUCUGAUCCCAGGGUGAAAUGUGUUCUCGUCGAGGGCAGCACGGCUCGGGCCUUUUGUGCAGGGAUGGAUAUUAAAGGAGUUGUUGCAGAAAUCCAAAAGGACAAAAACACACCUCUUGUGCAGAAGGUAUUUACAGCAGAAUAUACACUGAUAUGCAAAAUUGCCGGUUAUAGAAAACCAUACAUCUCUCUAAUGGAUGGUAUAACAAUGGGAUUUGGCCUUGGCCUUUCUGGACACGGCCGCUACCGAGUGGUAACAGAGAGGACAGUCCUUGCAAUGCCAGAGAAUGGAAUCGGUUUGUUCCCAGAUGUUGGCUUUUCAUAUAUAGCUGCUCAUACCCCCGGAGGUGGAUCUGUUGGUGCUUAUCUUGGCAUGACCGGGAAAAGGAUAUCCACGCCAUCUGAUGCUCUGCUCAUGGGUCUCGGGACACAUUACGUACCUUCUGAAAAGCUGCUUUCCCUGAAGGAAGCCUUUUUAUCCGCUGAGUUUUCCAAGGAUCCUCAUCAGGACAUCCAAGCAACUUUAUCAAAAUACAGCAGCAAUCCUGAGUCCGAGAGCCAUCUGGAGAAGCUUCUGCCUCAAAUAGAAUCAGCAUUCAGUGCAAAUAAGUCUGUCAAGGAAACCAUAGAAGAGCUCAAGAAGUGCCAACAGAGCUCUGAUGCCUCAGUCGUGGAAUGGGCAAACGAGGCUCUCCAAGGACUGGAAAAAGGAGCACCCUUUUCUCUUCACCUAACAAAAAGCUAUUUCUCCAAAGUCGCAUCCGCAAAGGGUAAAAGCGGCAACGAGUUGGCAACACUCGACGGCGUGAUGAAGACCGAGUACCGCAUCGCCCUAAGGUCCGCCCUGCGAAGUGACUUCGCCGAAGGCGUUAGAGCGGUUUUGAUCGAUAAGGACCAGAAUCCGAAAUGGAAGCCAGCGAGCGUGGAUGGGGUAGAGGGAAGUGAAGUGGAAGCUCUGUUUAAGCCGCUGAGUUCAGGAGUCGAAGAGCUAAGUGUCUGAAUCAAAUAACAUUUUCCUUGUCCGAAUCAAAAAAGAACCUUGUCGGAUUUGUAUUGAAGCUUUAUGUCGUUACCACUUCUUAACGUUCGCUUUGGAAAUAAAAUCCCGCGUUUUUGGGAAUUUUCUUA
Messenger RNA from Tarenaya hassleriana, 1495 nucleotides. RefSeq names its product 3-hydroxyisobutyryl-CoA hydrolase-like protein 3, mitochondrial. NCBI's taxonomy places the organism in Eukaryota, Viridiplantae, Streptophyta, Magnoliopsida, Brassicales, Cleomaceae. Gene Ontology annotation, cellular component: cytosol. The record is from RefSeq and is a predicted model, not a curated record. The coding region runs from base 45 to 1367 and encodes 440 amino acids. The transcript is spliced from 10 exons. Gene Ontology annotation, biological process: L-valine catabolic process. Gene Ontology annotation, molecular function: 3-hydroxyisobutyryl-CoA hydrolase activity.